Penicillium bovifimosum is the source of this 1089-nucleotide messenger RNA. Its product is annotated as TauD/TfdA dioxygenase family protein. The transcript is spliced from 4 exons. Gene Ontology annotation, molecular function: 2-oxoglutarate-dependent dioxygenase activity. The record is from RefSeq and is a predicted model, not a curated record. NCBI's taxonomy places the organism in Eukaryota, Fungi, Ascomycota, Eurotiomycetes, Eurotiales, Aspergillaceae. Gene Ontology annotation, cellular component: cytoplasm. Bases 1 to 1089 code for a protein of 362 amino acids.
AUGGCAUCUUCUAUCAUCAAUACCACAACUCCGGUUGUCCCCAUUGUUGAGGACAAAAUCACCCUCACAGGCCUCGCCCGCGAGCCCCUCAAGUCCAGCGGAACUCUCGACGCUUUCGAGUCUUUCGAUGUCACUCCGGUCAUCGGACGAGAAUUCCCCAAUGCCAACUUGAAGGAUUUCCUGCGCGCUCCCAAUUCCGAUGAUCUGCUUCGGGAUCUUGCCAUUACCAUCUCCCAGCGCGGUGUCGUCUUCUUCCGCAAGCAAGAUGGAUUAACCAACGACUUGCAAAAGGAGCUUAUCCAACGACUUGGCGAGCUCUCCGGCAAGCCCAGCACAUCCGGAUUGCACAUUCACCCGAUCGCCAACUCAGGCCGGGAACACAGCGUCAAGGACGACGAGAUUAGUGUAAUCAGCUCGGCACAGCGUGAAAAGCUGUACAAAGACCGGAACGUGCGGAAUCAGAGCGCUCGGAAAGAAUGGCACAGUGACAUUACCUUCGAGCCCAUUCCUAGCGAUUACACCCUCCUCCGUCUCACAGAGCUUCCAAAGACUGGCGGUGACACCUUGUGGGCUUCCGGCUAUGAAGUCUACGACCGCAUCUCCGAGCCCUACCAGAAAUUCCUGGAGACCUUGACAGCAACCUAUGCCCAGCCUAGGUUCAAUGAGGUUGCCAAGAAAAACGACUUCACAGUUCAUCCUGGUCCUCGCGGCGCGCCCGAAAACGUUGGAGACGAGCUCCAAGCUGUGCACCCUGUCAUCCGCACCAACCCUGUUACCGGGUGGAAGAGUGUCUUUGCUGUGGGCUCGCACGUGCAGAGAGUCAACGGUGUCUCUGAUGAGGAGAGCCGUCAUCUUCUCGAUUGGUUCGUGACUCUGAUCGUUGAGAACCACGACCUGCAGGUGCGCAACCGCUGGCAAAAUCCUAACGAUCUUGCUAUCUGGGAUAACCGAUCGGUUUAUCACGCAGCAACCUGGGAUUAUGAGGGCCUUGGCCCGCGCACUGGUCACCGUGCUGUCGGUCUUGGAGAGAGGCCUUAUCUCGAUCCUAAGAGCACUGGACGACGGGAGGCGUUGGCAGGGGGGAAAUAG